This is a messenger RNA of Peniophora sp. CBMAI 1063, 633 nucleotides long. NCBI's taxonomy places the organism in Eukaryota, Fungi, Basidiomycota, Agaricomycetes, Russulales, Peniophoraceae. The record is from the annotation of a GenBank genome assembly.
AUGGCACCAACAAAUACAGAACAGUCCUUCCGGUCCAAUAUCUCACAGUUUCGCUGGGCGCGGGAUCAACAGCAGCAGCAGCAACAAGAACAACAAGGCAGCGGGGCGGGCGGUGCCUUUGGGAGGUUCUACUCCAGUAUCGGGAUUAGCGACUACGUUCCUCUACGAAGCAAUGAGAGGAGCAACGAGGACGAGGCGUAUUUUGCUCUCAGUCGAUGGGAACGAUUACUAGGAUUCGUCGGUUGUCUAGUUGGUGCGGCGGUCUGCUUCGCCGUGGCCUUCUUCACUUUACCAUUGCUCGCACUACGUCCCGCAAAGUUCGCACUGGCGUUCAGUUUGGGAAGUCUGCUGGUCAUGUUUGGAUUUGCGGUGCUCAUUGGUCCUGUCAAUCACAUCAAACAUCUCUGUCAGCGCGAGCGCUUGCCGUUCAGCGCCGCGUAUAUUGGUAGCCUCGCGCUGACACUCUACUUUGCACUUGGGCCUCACUCCUACAUUGGUUCUCUAGUAGGCGCCAUCAUCCAGGUUGCCGCACUGCUCAGCUACGUCCUCGCGUACUUCCCCGGAGGCGUACAAACGUUACGUUUUGGCGGAAGUAUGGCACUACGCGGUGCGGGGAGCUUAUUGCCGUUCUGA